Messenger RNA from Anisakis simplex (herring worm), 810 nucleotides. The record is from the annotation of a GenBank genome assembly. NCBI's taxonomy places the organism in Eukaryota, Metazoa, Nematoda, Chromadorea, Rhabditida, Anisakidae.
GAGAACGCAAAGGAAUGGCGUAGCAAAGGGAAAGAUGUUGCAAUAGAACCGUUGGAAGGACGAGGCUUGGUGGCAGUUCAAGGCUCUUUCCUGAUUUCUGCGGCGAUAAUGUUUUUUGGGAUUUUAACAAGUCCGGAAAUGAAGAAACUACUCGAAAAAGAGACGGAUUUCGAUCUGAGUAAACUCUAUUUUAUGAACUCAACGAUUGGGAGCGUGUGCGGCAUUCCGGAUUGUCGCAUAACUCGUUGUGGAUAUACUGGAGAGGAUGGAGUUGAGAUCUCAGUAGAUCCGAAACAAGCAGCUGAUUUGGUCGAGAGGCUAAUGAAAUCAUCUCAAGCCAGCGUGCGAUUGGCUGGAUUAGGAGCACGGGAUGCACUUCGUCUUGAGGCUGGAUUAUGCUUGUACGGCAACGAUAUUGAUGAGAACACGACGCCGAUUGAAGCCGGAAUCGCGUUUGUCGUAGCUAAACGCCGUCGACAAACCAAAGACUUCCCAGGUGCCGAGAAAAUUGUCUCCCAAUUGGAGAAGAAAAACUGGCCAAAACGAAGAGUUGGAAUUAUUUGUGAUAAAGGACGUGCGCCGAGAAGUCAUUUGCCAGUAAUUGAUCCAGUGACUAAGGCAUCUGUCGGUGUAGUGACAUCAGGAUGUCCGUCGCCAACGCUUCACAAAAGUAUCGGUAUGGCGUAUGUGGAUCGACCGGAUUCAAAGCCAGGCCGUGAGCUGGUCAUCGAUUUUGGCACGAAACAGCAGAAGAUUACCGUCACAAAAAUGCCAUUCGUUCCGACCACCUAUUACAAUCCUCCAAAAUAA